CCAUCUUUUUCUCAUCCAUUUUCAUUUAGUUAUCAUGGAUAUAAUAGACAUUAUUCGUCAUUCAAUUCAAUAGACAAAUUAUAAAAUCCCGCCAUAGUGGUACAACGUGUUUCUACUAAUUUAAUGUAUUCAUGUAUGGUAUGCUGUAGCUCGUGAAAUCAUCUCUCUAACCAAUAUAAAAUUCAACUACCCAAAAAACUACCACCAUCAUCAUCAUCGUCAACGUAAUCAUAUAUCGAAGUUACAGACAUACAGGCUUCGAUACAAGUUUCGUUGUUCGGUACGUAUAAAAUAUGAUCGUUGUUACAUUAAAAAACAUAUACACACAUACUCAAAACAUCAUCAUCAUUGUCGGAUAUAUGAUCCUCGACAUCUUUUUUUGAAAGAAGAAAAAGAGAGAGAGAGAAGAGAGAAAAGUUACAUGCGUGAUUCUAGCUUACUUGGUUAGUUUCUUUUGCUUUUUUUCGUUGGUUUCGGCAUUCGAUCCGUUCAGUGUUGAACCACUUGCCAAAUGUGUAUAAUAAAAUGCUACAACACCACAUGAUUAUAUUUCAAAAUCAAAUUUUUUGCUAUCCGUUCUUCGAAUGAAUGUCGCCGUCGAUGCAACAAUAUAUAUAACAUAUAUGUAAAAAAAAAAGUUUAGACAGCACCGAAUCAUCAUCAUCAUCAUCGUCGUCGUAAUGACAAUUAUAACCACCAUCAAGAAAUGAAAAACUGAACCGAAUCGUGACCAUCGUGGCAUAUACGGUAUUUCGGCCUGUUUAUCCCUCCGUUUUUUUUCCUACUUGUUCUUCUUCUUCUUCUUCUGCUGUCUUUGAAAAGAAUAUAACACGCAGGCCAUAUUAAGCUUACCAAAACAUUUAUAUAUAAUAUAUACACACAUCGACAUUAAAUACAACCACGAGUCUGAUCUCAACCAUUGCUGCUGCUGCUGCUGCUGUUGUUGUUUGGGGUAUAUCCGAUAACUAGAGCAAGUGAAUCCAUGAAUCGUUUUCUUUGAAUGACGAAACAUUAUUUUCACAUUCCGUUUCCACCCACCUUUAUAUGUUUUACAUAUAAAUAUAGAAAUUUUAUAUCGUAUAACAGAAAAACGAUCUGAUGUGAUUUUUUUGUUCGCUCUCAUUUGCCAUUAUAUAAUCAUUCGAACUCGAAUGUUUAUCAUUGGUACGAUUUUUUCUUCUUCUUUUCCAUUGAUAAUGAUGAUUUAAUCAAUGUCAUUUGAAUUCGACCGAUUUGAUUUGAAAGAUUUUUCUUCAUUAUUUCAAAUUAUUAUCUCUACUAUACAAGUGUGGUGUGCGCAAUUAUCAUCAUCAUCAUAGACGUCAUUUGAAUUCAAGUUAAAGCCAACACAUAUACAAACUAAAAUUCAUUCAUUUGGAAGCCGGCUCCGGUUGUCACAUUUUCUCACUCUCAAACCAUUAAAAAUCAUCACCAUCAAUCGUGAAUCAAUCAUCAUCAUCAUCAUCAUCAUAUUGUCAUUCAAUAGCUUUUCGAUCAUUUGGAUAUAAUAUUUCAUUUAUAAAUUUUCUAUUACAACAUUGAAAAAUAAACAAAGAAAAAUGGCAGACAAUUAUUCAAUAGUGCCACAACAGAAUCGUGAUGUUGAAAUGACAACACCAGUUAAUAAUAAAUCACCAUCAAAUGAUGAAUCGGAUGGUCAAGCUACUACAGCAGCACCGACGGCAGCAAAUGAUGAUGUUAUUUGUUUAAAACCUAAAAUGAAUCUAUUGAAUGGUAUUACUGUCAUUGUUGGUAGUAUCAUUGGUUCUGGUAUAUUUGUAUCACCAAAAGGUGUAUUAGAAAACACCGGAAGUGUUGGUUUAUCAUUGGUUGUCUGGAUUAUUAGUGGUUUAUUUUCCACAAUUGGUGCAUAUUGUUAUGCUGAAUUAGGAUGUAUGAUUACAAAAACUGGCGCCGAUUAUGCCUACAUCAUGGAAUCAUUUGGGCCAUUCGUUGCAUUUCUUCGUCUUUGGAUUGAAUGCAUGAUUGUUAGACCUUGUUCACAGGCAAUUGUUGCAUUGACAUUUUCAUUCUAUGUUUUACGUCCAAUAUUUCCUGAUUGCGAUCCACCAGCCGAUGCUGUCCGUUAUUUGGCCUGUAUUUGUAUUGGUCUGCUUACAUUUGUAAAUUGUUGGGAUGUUAAAUGGUCGACAAGAGUACAGGAUUUUUUCACAUAUGGAAAAUUAUUGGCCCUUUGUACCAUCAUUAUUACUGGCAUCGUUCAAUUAUUCAAAGGAAACGUUGAAUAUUUUACAUUUAAACAAGAUCCUUUAGUUGAAAAUGUGGAUAUAUCCACAAUAGCAUUAUCAUUUUAUUCCGGCUUGUUUGCUUACAAUGGAUGGAAUUAUUUGAAUUUUGUCAUUGAAGAAUUAAAAGAUCCUCAUAAAAAUCUUCCCCUCGCCAUCUUCAUAUCAUGUUCGCUUGUCACAAUUGUUUACACAAUGACCAUCAUUGCUUUUCAUUCAACAUUGAGCGUUGCCGAUGUUUUAUCUGCUGAAGCUGUCGCAGUUACAUUUGCCGAACGUUUAUAUGGAUGGAUGGCUUGGAUUGUUCCGGUCUUUGUCGCCAUGUCUACAUUUGGAGGUGUGAAUGGCAUUUUGUUUACUUCAUCGAGAUUAUUUUUCGCCGGUGCAGAACAAAAACAAAUGCCUGAAAUAUUGGCCAUGAUUCAAGUGAAUCAUUUGACCCCGACACCAGCUGUCAUUGGCAUGUGUUUAUUGUCAUUGAUUUAUUUAGCAUCAAAAGAUAUCUAUGCAUUGAUCAAUUAUGUUGGUUUUGCAACUUGGUUAGCCAUCGGUCUUGGUGUAGCUUGUCUUCCAUAUCUUCGAUGGAAAAGACCGGAUUUACAUCGUCCAAUUCGUGUCAAUUUAAUUUGGCCAACAAUCUAUAUAUUGGCCUCAAUAUUCAUAACCAUUGUACCGAUGAUUGCUGAUCCAAAAGGAACUCUUACUGGAGCUCUAAUCAUUUUGACUGGCGUUCCAGUAUACGUUAUAUUCAUUGCUUGGAAAAAUAAACCACGAUUCUUACAGGCAAUUUUCGAUAAUUCAACCCUAUUCCUUCAAAAAUUACUUGUUGUUGUACCAUCAGAAAAGCAAGCUAAACUUUGAUUCAAUUUUCGAAUUAAUUUCAUCAAAUCAAUUUGUUCAUCCUUGUUGUUCAAUACCCUAUACAAUAUCGUUUUCUGAUCAUUCACAAGGUUACAACAUACAAACAUUUUGUUGGCUUCAUUUGAAUGCUCUCGAGUUUUCAGUUUAUUGAAUUAAUUUAAGAAAAUUUUUUUUCAGAGCAUACGAAAUCUAUUCAAUAUUUAGAUCAUUUUCACACAUACACACACACACACAAACAAUUUUUUUUCGUUUUUAAAUUUUUUUGCCUUUUUUUAUUAAUUUUUAAAUUGAGAUAAUGUAAAUCAUUUGCUUGCAUUGAAUGG
Messenger RNA from Dermatophagoides farinae (American house dust mite), 3430 nucleotides. RefSeq names its product Y+L amino acid transporter 2. Gene Ontology annotation, molecular function: L-amino acid transmembrane transporter activity. Gene Ontology annotation, cellular component: membrane. The record is from RefSeq and is a predicted model, not a curated record. NCBI's taxonomy places the organism in Eukaryota, Metazoa, Arthropoda, Arachnida, Sarcoptiformes, Pyroglyphidae. Gene Ontology annotation, biological process: amino acid transmembrane transport.